Messenger RNA from Alternaria arborescens, 729 nucleotides. RefSeq lists its product as hypothetical. NCBI's taxonomy places the organism in Eukaryota, Fungi, Ascomycota, Dothideomycetes, Pleosporales, Pleosporaceae. Gene Ontology annotation, biological process: fatty acid biosynthetic process; secondary metabolite biosynthetic process. The transcript has a single exon. Gene Ontology annotation, molecular function: phosphopantetheine binding; fatty acid synthase activity. The record is from RefSeq and is a predicted model, not a curated record. Bases 1 to 729 code for a protein of 242 amino acids.
AUGCUCUCAUCCAUGGUGGGCAUCUUUGGAGAUGUUGGCCAGUCUAGUUAUUGCGCCGGAAACAUAUAUCAGGACGCACUUGCACGAUAUCGAGUAUCAAUAGGCGAGAAAGCGUCCAGCAUUGACCUCGGCAUCGUGACGAGUGAGGGCUACGUCGCUGAGAACCAGGUAGUGAUGGAUCGUCUGACAAUGCUUAACCUUUUCCGUCCACUCUCGACAAGAGAGGUCCUCGCCCUUCUCGACUACGUUUGUAACCCCGAAUUGCCUCCCAGCAGACCCUUUCGAAGCCAGAUUGUCACUGGAUUUGAGUUGCCAGCCGACAUCGAGUCAAAAGGACGAGAUGUACCCAGCGCAAUGGAGCAGCCUUUCUUUUGGAAUAUGCGACAAGCAGAAUGUACACUCGAGCGUAGCGAGAACCUAGCGUCACAUAUACGCACGUUCUGGUCGGCAUUUACGGAAGCGACCUCAGAAGAUGCGGCGGCAUCGAUCGUCGCGGAAGCGCUGAAGAUGAAGGCCAGCCGUGUACUCGGAUUACCAGCGGAUCUGAUUAGUAUGAAUUAUGCACUAGACAGCUACGGUUUUGAUUCCUUGGUUGGCCUGGAGCUACAGAAUUGGUUGUCAAAGGAGUCGGGCGCUAACCUCGCUGUAUUCGACAUUCUGGGUGGAGCAACGCUACUGAGAAUUGGCCAGAUGGUAGCUGCGAAGAGCGCGCUAAAGACUCAAAGCUAG